CACAAUGUUUACCCCCAAAAGCCUUUCGAGGGUUUCUCUCGUCAUUAAGAAAGGCAUCGUCAAGUCUGCAACAAUAAGUUCCACUUACAAAACAAAACUUUUUACCAACAUGGCGGUCCCAUUAUCUCGCGUAUCGCACGUGUAAUUGUUUCAAUUAAUUUAAUGAAAUGUUACAAUAAAUGAAUAUGUCUCGUUAGUCCGGCUCUCGCGUCACUUUCACUGUCCGGUCGUUACUGCGAGCGUCAGUCUGCGUUGUUCGUAAUGAUAUUGUGUGAUGUGCGGCGGAUGUGUCCGAGGUGCUGGUACUAAGGCAAGAUGUGGUUUAUGGGCAGAGUGCGUGCCACAGGUUACAUUCGUGAUAGGUCGCAUAUAAAACGUAAUAACUGGGGAAAUUAUCAUGCUCUGCGAAAGUACGUACCCAUACGGCGAUACACUGAUUGCUGUGGAACGAGAUUGUUCCAAAGUAUUUUUUUCUAGAGCCAUUAAGUACUUAGAUAGAAACUUCAAUAUUAUUGUGAUACGGACGAAAAAAAUAUCUUGGAAUUUACAUCUCGAAUGAAAGAUAGCAAAUCUUAUUUUUCAAUGAGAAACGUACCUAAUUGCUCAGUAAAUGUCUAGUCUGUAGUACAGCUGGUAUAGCCAGGCGUAGUGCAUCGUGUGGUACAGUACAGGUGACUCACGCCUCGUGUCUCGGUCCUCCAGCUCGCCGAGUAUACCUCGGCCGCCACGCUCCGCCGCGCGGCGCCUCCACACAUUACACUUUUUAUACCAUCCGCACUUUUUUCUUGUACUACACCGCUAACACGGUGUCUAAUGAACUUGUUGAAUGCGAUACUUACGUGACACAUGUGUAAGGAAGUUACGAAACCAACUGAAACAUCCUCGCUAGCACUGACUUGGAUGUAAAUCAAGUAUUUAAUCUAUCCAGGACAGUCGCUGCUACCUGAUGAAUGGCGGGGCUGUCGAGAGCUUCUUCAUUAGCGAGGAUACACCAGUCGGCAGCGUCAUUGGUACUCUCAGUGUGAAUGGCGACCCGGCAGAGGAGCAGGGCGACAUAUCGCUGCGGCUGCAGGAGAAGGGCGCGGCCGUGGGCAUCGCGGCCGGCACCAAGAACCUGACGCUGCUGCGCGCGCUCGACCGCGAGGAGAAGCGCGGGCCCUCCAACGUGUACGUGAACGUGCGCUGCGACAGGAGACGAACCACUGACCCCAGCUUCAUAAUCCCGGUGUCGGUGCGCGUGUGGGACGUGAACGACAACGCGCCGCAGUGGGUGGGCGCGCCGUACCGCGUGCGCCUGUCCGAGCUGACGGCGCCGGGCACGCGCGUGGCGGUGGGCGCGCGCGCGCUCGACGCCGACCAGCCCGGCCCGCACGCCACCAUACACUACUCCGUGCUGCCCGGACCCAACCAUGAGUACUUGGGGUUCUCCAAUGAGUUGGACAGCGUGUUGGUAGUGAAGAAGCCGUUGGACUACGAGACUCUGAACAACUUCACGGUCACGCUGCGCGCGCAGGACGCUGGCACUCCUCCACUACACAACGACACUGUCCUGCAAGUACAAGUGCUGGAUGCUGACGACCAAAACCCCAAGUUCACACAUGAACACUACACCGCUACACUACCUGAAGAUGCUAAAGAGGGCACGAUACUAGAAACAUCACCAGGACCGAUAUCAGCCGCAGACCAAGACGUGGGUAUCAACGCACCGCUGCAGUACUCCGCCACCGGGGACAAUGGACGACUGCUGGUGGUGGACAAAGAUACAGGACAGGUCACUGCCACCAAGCAACUCAUCGAGGAGCUAAGCCAACCUAUUACCAUUGUUAUUAAGGCGACACAAGUGGACAACUCGGACCGCUACGCGCUGGCGACGCUGAGCGUGGCGCGUGCGGUGGCGCGCGGCGGCGGCGUGCGGUUCCGGCGGCGGCAGUACAGCGCCGCCGUCAGCGAGGCCGCGCCGCCCGGACACACGCUGCUCACGCUGCACACCGCGCCGCCGCCCGCACACCUCACGCACAAUAACCUCCAGUUCUACGUGUCGGACCGCUCCUUCCUCGACAAGUUUGCCAUCAACAGCGCAGGCGAGGUGGUGCUGCGCCGCCCGCUCGACUAUGAGACUGCGGACUCUUAUCAUUACCAAGUCAUGGUGACCGAUGGUGUCUCGAACGACACGGCAUCAAUAAACAUUACAGUACUGAACGUGAAUGAAUGGGAGCCGAGGUUCCGAUACCCGCAGUACGAGUUCCGAGUGGAGGAGGAUCCGCAGGACGACGUCGAGCUGCUGCCGGUCGGGAAACUGGACGUGUUCGACGGAGACAAGCGCGACACUGUCACGCUGUCGCUGCGGGGCUCCGGGGCUGACAUGCUGUACGUGAACGCGUCGGGCGACAUGUUCCUGCGCGGCGCCGCGCUGCGCUCGCUCAACUCGUCCGUGCUGCACGUCGUCGCCACCGCCGUGGACUCGGGCGCACCACCCAGACAGACUUCGGUGCCGGUAACGGUGCACCUGAGCGAGCGCUUGCUGCAGGCGGGCGGGGGAGCCGGCAGCGUGGCCAGUGCGGGCGGCGCGGGGCCCGUCAUGGCCGUGUUCGCCUGCGCACUGGCCGCGCUCGCACUGCUGGUGUGCGCACUGCUCGGGUACAUUUACAGAGUGCGCCGUCGAUCGAAGCGCAGUGCGGGUGGCUCUGGCCCUGGUUAUGUGACGCAUGAAAAGCCACUGGCAGAUCCUAUCACCCCUACAUCACACCCAACCAGUGCCGCCAGCAACACACACGUGGCCGGGUCUACUGGGGCCACAGGGGCGGCGGGGACCCUACCCACCAGCGGGAGUACGGGGGCGCUGCGGCCCGCGGGGUCGUCCGGCUCACUGCUGAGUGUGAGUGCGGGGGCUAGCACUAUACUUGCCAACUCUACCUCCAGUCUGGACUUACAACAAGAGCAACAGAAUGCUACGCAAGGAGCACAGCCGAAUAGCGUGUCGUCAGGCCGUCAGUCGGGUCGCGGCGGGCGGGCGCGCGUGUCCCCAGCGGCGGCGGUGUCGCAGAUGAGCGACCACCUGUGCGCGCGCGCGGCGGGCGGGCGGUCGGGCGUGGCGUGGCCGGCCGCCACCAUCCCCGCGCGGGUCAAGAAGCUCAGCUGGGACGACGCCGCGCCCGCACACACACACAGGGGAAGAGCUGACGGACGCGACCAACCCCGCGGUGGCCGACCACAUGAACCUCACCGUCUACUUCUGACCGGCGCCGCGCCGCCGACUGACGCGACAUCGGAUCACGAUGCAGGGACCAAGACGUACCCGGAGAUGAGUGAUACCAAGCCGGCUCAAGACUCCUGUAAAUAUAAUCAAGGAGAUAAUGACAGUAAAUCAGAGAAAAAAGUUUUGCACGACAGAUACGCAGAAAGUGAACAUAAGAGUAACAUUGGUAACGCCAUGACUUCGUCGAACGUCGCAAGUAUGAACAAUGUCCCACUACCAGGGUCUACAACCAAACAUUACUAUCCAGCGAGUCCUGCUAAAACUGACCCACUCACGGCCGCUCUCAACACUGUCGGAGUGCCGGUGUACAGCAACCCGGUACCUGAGAGUUAUUUAUUCGCCAGCCACCAUGACCCGGCGCACUACUACAUCCCUGGUUUAAGUGAACCUUCUUCACCAUCCAACUAUCCGACCAUGCUCAUGCCACAUCCUGGACAUCCGAGUCACGCUAUCGUUUUCGAUAAUGAGUCGAGACCACCGAGAAACCGUCCGAUUCCCACUCACAUCUUGGUCACAGCUAGUAAAAAUAAGCGUACGAAGCACCUUAAGCCUCCAUCUAAUAGUAAACUUAAAACUAAACCAGUAACUAUACUGACUCCUGUAACGUUUCCUGUGCAAUCUACGAGCCAGUCUGCUUUAUUUCAUCCAACUUCUAAUUACGCUGCACCAAUGCCAACUAGUCACGUGCGCCACCCGGCAGCAGGGCAUGCACCAACGAAGCAGAACGAGCCAAUAUCCACCAUAACGGGCACUCACUACAGUACUCCCCCCUCUGCCCCGAUGCUACUGGAGGAAGAUCCAGCCCCCCUGUGUGCCAGCAGCCUGCCCCCCGCGUACGCCACCAUAGACCCGAAGAAGCUGCGCGCCAUGCACAUCAGGCCCGCGGUGUUCAAGAGGGGCGCGGUGUCCAACAACCGCCAGUACCAGUUGUUGUGACAGCACUCGGCGCUGGGAGCCGCGCGUGACAAUCUGGUCAGUUAUAAACGUUAGCCAAAUAUGUUCAACUUUAUUAUACUUAUAGGUUCUUUUAUAUCGUCUUACAUUAUCGUGGUUUUUGCGAUGGACGACAAAAGCUUUAUUACAGUGAUGCCACUUACGAAAAAUGCCGUAAUGUGCACCUCUGCCUACCCCUUGGGGGAUACAACGUUGACGUUGCCCCUUACGAUUUACAAAAUGAACAAGUUGGUUGAUGUCUUGGUGUAUUGGGACACUGUGAAACUAAAGAAUAAGCUACAGGCUGUGGGUGUAGAGUACCAUUUACCAAAUAAAUACAAGUAGCUAGUAGUAUCGAUAUGAGAACUAUGUGUGUAAGUGUUGUGAUUAUUUCAUUGUUUGUUAGAUUACAUUUUGUACUCAACUCCUUUGUAUAGUGAUCAGUUAAACUGAUCGAUAACAUUAUUCAUUAUGAACUUUAAACUUACGAACUGUAAUUAAUUGUAAAUACUAAAAUAUAUGAUGUAAGUUAAGUAGUUUUAUACGAAAAUAAAAGUAGGAAUAUUUGCCUUCUAGCAAAUUGAUUAGUUGUCUGAUAGAAGUUAUGAAAUGACCGCUUCCUUCUGUUUGUAUACUGACGUGUGACGGACGCAGAUUGUGUUACAAUAUUUAUUAUUAAAGUUAUUAUGUAGUUCCAAUUUAUAAAUAGUACCUUGAUGUACGAAUUGUUAUUAUAAAGAUUUGUUUAA
This is a messenger RNA of Spodoptera frugiperda (fall armyworm), 4938 nucleotides long. It is a transcript of the gene Cad96Cb, whose product is annotated as protocadherin-16. Lineage: Eukaryota; Metazoa; Arthropoda; Insecta; Lepidoptera; Noctuidae. Gene Ontology annotation, cellular component: plasma membrane; catenin complex. Gene Ontology annotation, biological process: homophilic cell-cell adhesion. The transcript has 14 exons. Bases 947 to 4192 code for a protein of 1081 amino acids. Gene Ontology annotation, molecular function: calcium ion binding; cadherin binding. The record is from RefSeq and is a predicted model, not a curated record.